Molecule: messenger RNA, 3579 nt
Organism: Cylicocyclus nassatus
Lineage: Eukaryota; Metazoa; Nematoda; Chromadorea; Rhabditida; Strongylidae
Source: the annotation of a GenBank genome assembly
AUGGACAGGAUAAUAGACUCAGAUAAUCUUCAAAUUGAUAAGAAUAAUGACUUGUUAGAAAAGAUUCAAGAGGCAAUAGAGAGAGAAAUUGAAGAAGUAAAAUCUGUUGAAGAGGCUUUAAUGAAUGCAGAGGGAGCAAAUUUACCACAAUUAACUUCUACUUUGAUUGGAGCAUUAGGUUCUGAUGGUGGUUAUAUGAAAGAAUUGCUUGGAGAGAUAAACCACUCUCAAGUAGAACUUGCAGCAGCAUUAAGAGGACAAACUGUUGAACAAGCAAUAAGUCAAUUAAAGUCUGGUAAUAUGAGUGAGACAGAAUUUAGAAGUCUAGUUAGCAGAUUAGGAUUUAGUUUUAAUGAAGCAACUGGAAUGAUAACAACUCAAGAUGGAAGUUUUGCAGCUCAUUAUGCUGGAUGGGUAGCACAAUCUUUAGUAGAUGCACAAACUACAACUGCAAUAAAUGGAGUUCAAGUAACUGAUUUUGGUAGUGGUUCUGGAGAGAAUUUAAAUAAUUCAAAUUCUGGAGGAGCGUCUUCUGCAUCAGGAUUCCCUAGAGAAGGUCAUGUUUCAACUUCAAGUUUACCACUAAGAAUACGUUCUGGAGCAGGAACUAAUUAUAAAAUAUUAGGAACAAUGCCAAAAGGAGCGGCUGUAACAAUAAUUAGUGAUGGAGUUGAUGGUUGGGCACAAGUUUCUUAUAAUGGAAUUAAUGGUUGGGCUUCAAAACAAUAUUUAACAUAUGAUAGAGGAAAUGCUGGAGAAUUAGCUGGAAAUACACUUAAAGGAUGGAAGAUAUAUAAGCAAGAUAUGUCUGGUUCUACAUUAAAGUUUGUUAAAACUUUAGCUCCAGAAGAAAUUUUUAUAGUUGACUAUAAUGUAAAAUGGGGACAAGAGUAUAAAUAUUAUAUGUUUCCAGAUUAUGAAGAAGCAAUGGGGUCUCCUUUUGUUUCAAGUGCCGUUAGAGCUUGCUGGACAGAUUGGAUUUUGUUAAUGUGUAGAGAGGGAGACAAUAAAAAUGAAUUUGCAGUAGAAGAAUCAUUUUUGUUUCAACUAAAUACGACAAGUGGGCAAAUGAAUAAUAAUGCAGAUGUAAAUGUAUAUAAAACAUAUCAUAGAUAUCCUAAAGUUGUAAAAGGACAAUCAAAUUAUUUAAGCGGACAAUUGUCUAGUUUAGUAGGAUAUAUGGGAGAAACAAAUGGAGAACUUCAAUAUAUUGAAAGAUUGGAUAUGAUUGAUAGGCUAACGAGUUUAAACACAGAUAAUAGAAGAAAAUUCUUAAAAGAUAAAAAAGGUCAUGUCUGGGAAGUUGAAUUAACAAUUCCUACAACUUUAGAGUAUAUGGAAAAUGUAGCAACACAGCCUGUAACUGGAGGAAUUGGUUGGACAGAAAUUGCCUCUACGGAAAAUAUAUCAAUUUAUAAUGGAAACGAAAGAGAGUUGUGGUUAUUAACUACAACUGGAAGUCCAGAAUAUAAUGUUAAAUAUAUUUGGAUUGAUACAGAGUAUUGGACUCCAAGUAAAUAUUGGACUGAAGAUGGACAUCCAGUUAAACCAACAUAUUUUGAACAACAACAGAUUGAUACAUCUGAUGCUACUGCAUUUGACGAAGAUAUUUUAGCUGGAAAAACUGCUUAUGCAAGAGGAGAGAAAGUAGUUGGAACACUAAGAAUAGUUGGUCAAGGAGAAUAUGGAGUUGACACAAAAGAUGCAACUGCAACAAAAGAUGAUAUUAUUGAAGGAGCAACUGCCUACUCUCAAGAUAAAAAAAUAAUUGGAACUAUUCCAAAUAAUGGAGAAUUAAACUAUACUCCUUCAAUAGAAAUUCAAAACAUCCCGAAAGGAUAUACUUUAGGAGGAACAAUUUCUCCAGUUACAAAAGAUAUAGAUAAAAAUAUAAAAGCUGAAAAUAUUAGACAAGGAAUUACUAUAUUGGGUGUAGAAGGAACUCAAAUAGCAACAGAAGAUGCAAAUAUUACUCCACAACAUGUAUUAAGUGAUAAAAUAGCUUAUGGAAAUAAUGAAAAGAUUAUAGGAACUAUGCCAAAUAAUGGAGAAUUAAAUUACAUACCUUCAAAUGUUAAUCAAACAAUCCCAGAAGGAUAUACUUCUGGAGGAAACAUAAAUGGAGAUGAAAACCUUAUAAGAGAAAACAUAAAACAGGGAAUUUCUAUUUUUGGUGUUGAGGGAACUUUAGCUGACACAUCAGAUGCAACAGCUAAAGAUGUUGAUUUAAUGGAAGGAAAAACAGCUUACGUUAAUAAUGAAAAAAUUACUGGAACAAUAAAAAAUAAUGGUGAACUAGAAAUAAAUCCUACAACAAAUUAUCAAAUAAUUCCAGAGGGAUAUACUUCUGGAGGUUAUGUAGCUGCAGUUACAAACAGUAUAGAUGCAAAUAUUGUUUCUAAUAAUAUCAAAGAAGGUGUUACUAUAUUAGGAAUUGAAGGUAAUCUAAGGGACACUUCUGAUGCUACCGCAAAAAAUACAGAUAUUUUAAGUGGAGAAAUUGCUUAUGUUGAUAAUGUUAGAUUAGAAGGAACUAUGCAAAAUAAUGGAGAAUUAAACUAUACUCCUUCAAAUGUUAAUCAAACAAUUCCAGAAGGAUAUACCUCUGGAGGGAUUGUAGUUGGAGAUGAAAACUUAACUCCAACAAAUAUAAGAUUAGGGACAACAAUUUUUGGAAUAGAAGGAAAUUUGGAACCAGAUAAACCAGACCAAGAUAAAGACGCAGUACCUAGCACGGAAGAACAAGUUAUUAGGGCUGAUAUAGGCUAUGAACUAGCAUCAGUUACGAUAGCUCCAGUAACUAAAGAUAUAGAUGAAAAUAUAGUGUCAAUAAAUAUAAAAGAAGGCACAUCUAUAUUAGGUGUAGAAGGUCUUUUAAAAGAUACUAAAGAUGGAACUGCAACAAGUGAUAAAAUAUUUAAAGGUGAAGUUGCAUAUGUAAAUAAUGAAAGAAUAGUUGGAACUAUGCCAAACAAAGGAAAUCUAGUAAUUACUCCUUCUGUCGAAGAACAAACACUUACAGAAGGAUAUAUAUCUGGAGGAACUAUUAAUGCUGUAACAAGCGACAUAGAUGAAAACAUUAUUGGAGAAAAUAUAAAAGAAGGAACUACUAUUCUUGGAGUAGCAGGAACUUUUAAAGGAAUUGAUACAUCUGACGCUACUGCAACAGAAGAAGAUAUUGUUGCAGGCACAAGUGCUUAUGUAAAUGGAGAAAAAUUAGAAGGAACAUUAGAAAAAACAAAUUCUUUGGUUCAAGAUGUUGAAGAUAUAGGUGGGGUUUAUUAUAGAGAUAGAGCUGUAAGUUUUGUAAAGCACCAAGAUAAAACAAUUGCUGUUGAAAAAGAUGGCUUUAGUACUUUAGUUGCAAGUGACGAUAUGGUAGCAAAUGUAAUAGAUUUGACUGCUGACAAAAUAAAAGAGGGAGAAACUAUAUUAGGAAUUGAAGGUUCUUUUAAAGGAAUAGAUACAUCAGACGCUACUGCAACGGCAAACCAAAUAUUAGAAAAUGAAACAGCUUAUAUUAUGAACCUAGCACUUCAUUACAAAGUAUUCCAGCAGGAUAUACAAUGGGAGGUCUGA